AUGGCACCUAAGCUGCCAAUCAGCUGGGCACAAUUGCCCCCAAAUUUCCUCCUCCCCGACACAUUUCUCCCCUUAAUCGCCAAGCGCGGUGUCAAAUAUGGCUGGACGACAGCUCCCAAACGAGGGAAGCCAAAUCGAUUCAACCAGCAAACUGCCGGCCUCCCUACACUCUCGCAAUCACCUGCUGCAGCGCUCGCAAGAAAAGCUAGGACCUUACCAUUGAGGACUGGGGCAUUGGCUAUCAAGAAGGGCAUGACGGCGCUCUACGACCCCGAGACUGGAGUGCGAACCCCUUGUACGGUUGUGCAGAUGGAUAGAGUGCAGGUUGUUGCGCACAAGACGAGGGAAAGGAACGGAUAUUUCGCAGUGCAGAUAGGAGCAGGUUCGAAGGAGCCUGGAAACGUCACUCGACCUCUUCAAGGACACUUCGCUGGCGCGGGUGUCAGUCUCAAGCGCCAUUUGUCUGAGUUUAGAGUGUUGAAUGCCGCGGGCUUGUUGAAGGUUGGAGCGACAAUUGGGCCGGAGUGGUUUCUUGAAGGACAGUUCGUUGAUACGAGGAGCAAUAGCAGGGGAAUGGGGUUUGAAGGUGGUAUGAAGAGACAUAAUUGGAAGGGACAGCCGGCUUCGCAUGGUAACUCUUUGGCUCAUCGCGCUAUGGGUUCGAGUGGUCCUUCUCAAGGAGCUGGUUCCAGAGUUCAUCCCGGCAAGAAGAUGCCGGGAAGAAUGGGAGGGCAUCAGGUUACGCAGCAGAAUUUGAAGGUGUUGAAGGUGGAUGCUGAGAAGGGGAUUUUGGUGCUCAAUGGGGCUGUUUCUGGGCCCAAGGGUUGUGUGGUCAAGAUUCAGGAUGCGAUAAAGAAGCCAUGGCCGACUAUUCCUGCAGCUGUGGAGGACGUAAAGGAGGCGCUGCAAGCUACUGCGUAG
Messenger RNA from Lachnellula hyalina, 921 nucleotides. It is a transcript of the gene MRPL9, whose product is annotated as 54S ribosomal protein, mitochondrial. Gene Ontology annotation, biological process: translation. Gene Ontology annotation, molecular function: structural constituent of ribosome. Lineage: Eukaryota; Fungi; Ascomycota; Leotiomycetes; Helotiales; Lachnaceae. Bases 1 to 921 code for a protein of 306 amino acids. The record is from RefSeq and is a predicted model, not a curated record. The transcript has a single exon. Gene Ontology annotation, cellular component: mitochondrial large ribosomal subunit; ribosome.